Molecule: messenger RNA, 3162 nt
Organism: Capsicum annuum
Lineage: Eukaryota; Viridiplantae; Streptophyta; Magnoliopsida; Solanales; Solanaceae
Exons: 1
Coding region: 440-2848 (802 amino acids)
Cellular component (GO): plasma membrane
Molecular function (GO): calcium ion binding; protein binding
Source: RefSeq, a predicted model, not a curated record
AUACAAAGUCUAUGAUCUUUGAAAUUUUCCAAUUUCCAGUCACUCUACCCCACCACAACUCCUCAUCAUCACAACCAGAAAAAGGAAAAGCAAAAAAAUGUAAACAGAACAAAAACAGUUGUCUUCUUUUCUUCUUCUUCCUCUGUUGCCCCCCUUCAUCUUUUUCCUCUUUAUUUUGCUCCAGAUCCAAAAAUUGCCACCAAAAAUCUAAUCUUUUUUCCAAUACGCAUUUCUCUAUUUCUCCAAUUUCCCUUAAAUGAAACCCUAACCCUAAAAAUCCCCUUUUAUUGCUCUCACUAUAAAACCCUAAUUUCACAAAUUCUCUACCCUAAAUUCAUCAAGUUUGAAUCUUGAUUGCAUUUUCGGACACCCUUUUUCGUGAAGAUUAAGGAUUUAUAGUUUAAUUGUGUUUUUAUUGAGGUUUUAGUUUUGGGGGAAAAUGGCUACGAGAGGGAGCAGAUCGGAGAAAGUGAAGAGAAUUUUUCAGCAAUUUGAUGUUAAUCGUGAUGGGGGUCUUAAUAGAGAGGAAAUGUCAGCGUUGGUUGUUGCUGUUAACCCUAGGGUGAAGUUUAGCGAGGAGCAAAUUAAUGCUAUUCUUGAUGAGGUAUUUCGUACGUAUAGUGAGUUUAUUGAUGGUGAAAAGGGACUAACUUAUGAGGGACUUUUACGGACGUAUGAUGAUGGAGCUGGUGAUGUUGAUCGUGAUUUUGAGGCCCUUGGUCUUGAGCUGAAGGUAGAGGAUAAUGCUGGAACUUCUAUUGCUGUUGAAGAGGCGUCGUCUUCGUCUAUUGCUGAUGAGAGAGUGAUGGAACCACAUAAGAAACAGAGGACUGCAGCUUGGGCAGCUAGUCCGAAUCAUGGCAUUGUGUUUGAUGAUACAUGGAAGCUUGUAGAUGAUCUUGAGAUAUUGAUUAAGAGGCUUAAAUCGAAGCAAACGAAAGAUGGGAAGGUGAAGAAUGAUAAUUCUGAUGUGUAUUCGGAAGGUUGGUCGAGGGAGUUAGGGCCUUCGACUGAGAUAACGGAUAAAAGGGUUAAUUGGGAGGAGACUGGACAUGAUUAUGCUGUGUUUGUUAAGGAGUUGGGUGUGUUGAGGUCGAGGGCUGAUGGUGCGAGGUCAAGGGAAGAAGCUUUUGAUGGUCAUAUGGCGAUUGGUAGGGUUUUGUAUGAUCAACAUUUGUUUAAGGAAGCAUUGGUGAGUUUUAAGAGAGCUUGUGAGUUGCAACCUGCUGAUGUUAGGCCACAUUUCAGGGCUGGCAAUUGUUUAUAUGUGCUCGGGAGGCAUAGUGAGUCGAAAGAGGAGUUCUUGCUGGCGUUGGAGGCUGCUGAAGCUGGUGGCAGUCAGUGGGCUUAUUUGCUUCCGCAGAUUCAUGUGAAUUUGGGAAUUGCUCUUGAAGGCCAAGGUAUGGUUAUUAGUGCCUGUGAACAUUAUAGAGAAGCUGCUAUUUUGUGUCCAACUCAUUUUAGAGCUUUGAAACUUUUGGGUAGUGCACUUUUUGGUGUGGGUGAGUACAAGGCUGCUGUUAAGGCAUUAGAAGAGGCUAUUUAUAUGAAGAGUGAUUAUGCUGAUGCACAUUGUGAUCUUGCUUCUGCAUUGCACGGGAUGGGUGAUGAUGAUAAUGCAAUUAAGGAGUUUCAGAGAGCUAUUGAUUUGAAACCUGGUCAUGUUGAUGCCUUAUACAAUUUAGGAGGACUUUACAUGGAUAUGGGUAGAUACCAGCGUGCUUCAGAGAUGUACACUAGGGUACUAAGUGUUUGGCCAAAUCAUUGGAGAGCACAGCUCAAUAAAGCUGUGGCUUUAUUGGGGGCCGGGGAAACUGAGGAAGCUAAGAAGGCUUUGAAAGAAGCUCUGAAGAUGACAAACAGAGUGGAAUUGCAUGAUGCAGUAGCACAUUUGAAACAGCUUCAGAAAAAGAAGUUGAAGGGGAAUGGAGGUGGCAAUGGGGAAGAGGCCUUUAUCAUUGUUGAACCCUCAAAGUUUAAGACCGUGGGUGAGAAAACCACAUUGAGAGCAGAUUUAUCCACUGCUCUUGAUAUUAGAAGUUUUCAGAGGAUUACUCGUCUUAAUCGGUGUGAUGUUGAUCAAAUAAAGAAGGAAAUAGAUGAAACUGAUGUGCCAAUGUCUUAUUCUGGUGGUGUACCAGAAAAGUCUAUACGCAAGGCUUCGCUGGAGGAGAUUCUGCGUAGAUUGCUUAAAUUCUUGAAGCCAGAAACUUUUAUAGGAGCUGUUAAAGCCAUUAACCAGAAAGUUCUCUCUAUUUUAGACGAGUCAGAAUCAGGUCGGCUAGAUCUUGGCAUGUUUUUUGCCGUUCUUGCUCCUGUCUGUGGAGGAUCAGCAGAGAAAAGAAAACGCAUUGCAUAUGAGGCGCUGUUGUGGCGUCCUGUUAAUGAGGGUAGCAACCAGAUAAGGAAAACUGAUGCUCAAAGGUACAUCAAACUGCUGAGAGCUAUUUACAUUCCGUCCCAAGGAGCAAGUGAAAUUCUGGAAAUUCAUGGAGAGAUGGACGCAUCAUGGGUGUCUUUAGCAGAAUUCACUGCAAUGUUUGAUGAUCCGGAUUGGGGUUUUGGUAUUAUGUCCACUUUGCUGAAGCUUGAAUUGGGAGAUAGGAAUCGUCAUGGUAACCAUGUCUGUGCAACCUGUCGCUACCCAAUCAUUGGAUCUCGCUUUAAGGAGAUAAAAUCACAUUUUAGUUUGUGUAGUCAGUGUUACAGUGAAGGAAAAGUACCUCCAACCAGCAGGCUAGAAGAGUACAGAUUUAAAGAAUAUGCUAAUGAAUCUGAGGCAAUGAAAGAUAAGUGCAUGUGGUUCGGAAUCCAUUCUAAAGGCUCCUCCACGCCUGCCACUUCCUAGCGCCUACAUGUUUUUUAGAUGUUCAGGGUGUGACUUAUAUCUACCUUAUGAAACACGUUCCUCUGGGCUUCAUGCUCUUGUACAAUAAUCCUUUCAAGUUGCGACCAUCAAUUCUUUGUUUAAAGGCAGUAUUUGUAGGAACUUGUAGUUCUUUAUGGGUGCCUUUUCAUCUCUUUUUCUGACUCCUUUGAGGGAUUUGCAUCUCAUGUAAGUUCAUCAGUGUAAAGUUCUAUGGUGUUCAUUUGAUUUUUCAUUUGGCAGUAUUGUAUGUGGCUAUGGAUCGAGUUCAUUAUUUAUCAACAAUUGAUUCCACA